Zerene cesonia (dogface butterfly) is the source of this 2700-nucleotide messenger RNA. It is a transcript of the gene Nadk2, whose product is annotated as NAD kinase 2, mitochondrial. Gene Ontology annotation, biological process: NAD+ metabolic process; NADP+ biosynthetic process. Lineage: Eukaryota; Metazoa; Arthropoda; Insecta; Lepidoptera; Pieridae. The transcript has 10 exons. Gene Ontology annotation, cellular component: mitochondrion. Gene Ontology annotation, molecular function: NAD+ kinase activity. Bases 266 to 1408 code for a protein of 380 amino acids. The record is from RefSeq and is a predicted model, not a curated record.
CUCCAAACUUUUUACUUGCUCUAAAGUGGACUUCUAUCAUAAUAAAUUAUUAUAAAAUUUUAUUUUCUUAUUAUCGUCAAUUUAAUUGAUAACAUAUCGACUGAAAUAAAUUGCGAGCUUAUCGCAAUCGUAUUUACCACGCCUCCGUUUUAAUAAAUAGUUCAUUAACAGCUGUUAAAGUGACCGAACGUCUAUGAAAGUUUACGUAGAUAAGAUUAAAGUUUAUUUAUGUGUUGAUAAUUAUUGAUAAUAAAUAGUGUUCGGUAUGUCGGUGUUGAACAACUUUACAGUGACCAUAGCUAAAGGAUUGCGCCGUUUAAGGAAGACGGAAAUAUGCGACAGAAUACCAGAUCGACGGCAGCACGGCUCCAAGGACCAGAGGCUGAUGAUGGAGAAGUGUCUCAUAGUGUCCAAAGUGACCAGAUACGAAUAUGAAAAAUUAACAUACAACGAGGAGUUAAUAAAUUGGUGCGACGUGGUGGUACCGUGUGGUGGCGAUGGUACCUUCUUAUUGGCAGCGUCUAGGGUGCGGGAUGCGAAUAAACCAGUGAUAGGCUUCAACAGCGCACCGCACAAGUCGGUGGGCCGGCUCUGCCUGCCCACCUGGUGCUCAAACGACGUUAAGGGCGCGUUGCAUGCACUAAAAGAGGGUAGAUUCAGAUGGAUGCGCCGCUCGCGAAUACGCACCACUAUAACGUGCGAGCCGAAGCUGUUGGACACUAUAACGCCGGUGGACUUGCACACUUUGCACUAUUGUAGAUACCCGCCGGUAUCGAACCCGGAGGACGGGCAAGAAGCGAGCGUACGGCGUACGGACAGACAAACAGACGAAGCCAGUUCGAGCUUGGCCACUAAAGUAUUGCCGUUUUUGGCCUUAAACGAGGUAUUUAUAGGCGAGAGUGUCACAUCGAGGGUGUCUCUGCUUCGAUUGAAAAUAGACAACGGCAAAUGGACGCACACAAAGAGUUCCGGCUUGUGUGUGACCACGGGUACCGGUAGUACCUCUUGGCAUUACAGUAUAAACUGCCUCCGCACACACUCAGUAUUGGAGCUGAUGAAGAUAUUAAAGGAAGAAUACAAUAUCAGUCUGGACACUUCGUUAGAGAAAGCGCGGGAAGUCACUGAGAAAUAUAAUACGAAGUUGAUAUUCCCGCCCGACUCGGAGCAGCUGGCGUACUCAGUGCGCGAGUACAUCACGUUCGAGGAGUGGCCGGCGCCGCGCGGGCUGCGCGUGCGCGCCGCCGCGCGCUCCGUGCGCGCCGUCUCGCACUGCACGGACGCAGGCUUAGUUAUAGACGGUAGUGUAUCGUUUCCCUUCAACGAUGGAACGCAGGCGCACCUCGAGAUACAUCCAGAGGACUCGCUCAUGACUGUAUGUAUGGAUGAUACGCUGCCUUAUACGACUUAAAAAUGACAAUUUUUUUUUGUGCCCAGUCUGAAUGUUGUUAGGUCUUCGUGGAUGUUUGUGAGGUGUGUUGUCUGCUUUAGUGCUAUCUUGACAGCAGUGUUUCAGUAGAUAGGGUUAAUUUGUAAUUCGUGGCGAGUCUAAAUGUUAAUAAAGCUUUUAUGACACAACUAAAUCUAUUUACUAGUUGUCCGCCCAGGAUUCGAUCGUGGUACAUAAAGCCAGGGAUCACGAACAUGGUGAAAGAAUUUUUGCGUUCGGUCCAAUAGUUCCCGAGAUUGGCGCGUUCAAACAAAAAAACUCUCCAAGCUUUUCGUUAUUAUCAUAGAUUUGCGGUUAAUAUUAUAAAAACAAUGUGUAAUUUGCCUUCUCUGAAUGUUACAUAGCUACUAUUAGGACACAGACGUAUCUAAAUCUUAUAAAGUCUACUUCAGUUAUCUAUGGUUUAGUCUAUCAUUACAUCAAUUUGUUGUUUCUGUCACGUCUGAAUGUUAAUAGAGCUACUUAUAAAGAAUUUUGAAUUAGUGCCUAGUCUAGAUAUUGUUAAGUCUACUUGAACAAAAAAAUCGCUAUUAUACAAUAAAAGAUGACGUUUCUUUUUUAUUAAUGCGCAUAAGAAAAUGUGAAUUGAGUUAAGUCUAUAUAAAUAUGAAUAAUUUUGUAUAGGUGCUGUAAUUAUUAUGUAUGUUUGUAUAUCGCUAUAAUCUCGCGGGAUGGAUUAUAAUCUAAUCGAUAAUAAUAUGACAAAUUGACAAAAAAAAGAACUCGUUUUUAACUCUUACCUUUCUUAAAGGUGAAUAAAUUAUCCUAGAUAUAUGUAUUUGAGAUUAUCAGAAACGGCGUAGCAGAUUUUGAUGCGAGUUGUAUUUGCAAAAUGUUGUAUGAAGACUGAAUUUUACGAUUCUAUUUAAGGUUACAGUUGGAUAAUUCGAGUGAUAUACAAAGCAUGUUUUAUAAUUUAGAGCAACUAAAUGUAUGUACACUAAAUGAAGUUAUCACUUGUAAUUUCAUUAAUUUUAAUGCGUUUUUAAAAUCACCUGUAAGCGCAGUGGUAAUUUGAUGAAAUAUUUUAAACCUUUUUUCGCAAUUCGAUUCCCGAUGAAACCAAAAUUAUGUUAGCAUCACAAUGGAUAUAUUUUUUUUAUAAUAUACAACUUCAGUUUAUAAAUAAUUGCCAUGCCUAUCCUUAAAAUGAAAUAAUAUUAUGAAUACAAUCGAUAUAUUUGAUAAAUAUAGUAUUUUUCAAUAUUAAAUUGACUGUAAUUAUCAAAGUGUAAAUUAUAUCGAAUCAGUGU